Molecule: messenger RNA, 555 nt
Organism: Caenorhabditis bovis
Lineage: Eukaryota; Metazoa; Nematoda; Chromadorea; Rhabditida; Rhabditidae
Source: the annotation of a GenBank genome assembly
AUGGGACGCGUUGCGGUCGAGCCGCACGCGCAAGCCAUUCUCGAUUUUCGGAUGGCAGAGAAUCCAGACAUAACGGCUGGAAUCAUCGAAAAUGAGCGAGCGCUUUAUGGUCCAUUUUUUGGAAGUCUUGGAGUCACCUCGGCCAUGGCAUUUGCUGCCGCUGGAUCUGCGUACGGUACAGCAAAAGCUGGUACCGGAAUCGCCUCAAUGGCCGUUGCUCGACCAGAUCUUGUCAUGAAAGCCAUUAUUCCGGUUGUCAUGGCUGGUAUCGUUGCUAUCUAUGGUCUCGUCGUCGCUGUCAUCGUCUCGGGAAAAGUUGAACCGGCUGGCGAGCAAUAUACGAUUAACUCGGGAUUUUCGCAGUUCGCGGGAGGCCUUGUUUGCGGAAUUUGCGGCCUUGGAGCCGGAUAUGCCAUCGGAAUUGCCGGAGACGCGGGAGUGAGGGCCCUCUCACAACAACCGCGCAUGUUCGUAGGAAUGAUUUUAAUCCUUAUUUUCGCUGAAGUCUUGGGAUUGUACGGUAUGAUUGUUGCACUCAUCCUCGGAGCCACAUAA